GUGCCGAGUGAAGGAGGAUGAAGCGAGAGGCCGGACGCCAGCAGCAGCAUGAGUGAGUCAGAGAAGCAGGCAGAGCGUGGAGCGGAUAAAGAGAGGGAGGGUGACAUCUUAAUUAUAGCUUCAGAUAAUUGACUUCUGACCAAAUAAUUAGGUGUUUGCUUUUCAGUUUUCGUCACUGGUUCUGUUGUUUGUUUUGAAAAAAAGAAACUGGAGAUUAUUUUUGUUUGUAGGAGACAGACUUGAUAUUUAUCUUUUCUAUUUAAAGACAGUUUGAAAGUUGUUUUAAUUUCAACAUUUAUCUUUUAUUUAUGUUAAACAUGUCAGUUUAGCCCGUAGACAGGAGAUUUUCUUCACAACAAUAUGCUGCUGGCUCUGCUUCUGGUUCUGGGUCUCUGCUCCGAGGCUCGCUCCUCCGAGCCGUCAUCAAUAAUCAUCAAGUACCAGGUUUGGGAGGAGCAGCCGGCGGGGACCCAGGUCGGCCGGCUGUUGGAUGACCUUCGGCAGAGGGACGAAACUGGUCCCCUGGAGGAUUUCCAGGUGGUGGAACAUGGCAAAGCCCUUCCCUUCUCCGUCAGCACUCGAGACGGAGUGGUCUCCACCCAAGGCCGGCUGGACAGGGAGGAGCUGUGCCGGGGGUCUGACCUGUGUGAGGUGGCCUUCAGCGUCCUCUACAAGAGACAAGGUGCCAUGAACUGCCUGAGGGUUCGUGUGGAGGUGAUGGACCUAAACGACCACAGCCCCAGCUUCCCCAGUCCUCUGCAGGAAGUGGAGAUCUCAGAGACCGCCAGCCUCAGGAUGCGAAUCCCUCUGGACCGGGCGGUCGAUCCUGACGCGGGGCCCAACAGUCUCCAGACCUACUCGCUGUCUGUCAACCAGCACUUCGCUCUGGAUGUGACAGUUGGUCCAGAUGGGACAAAACAAGCAGAGUUAGUUGUUAUCAAAGAACUUGACAGGGAGGUUCAAAACUCCUUCGACCUCACCUUGGUGGCGUGGGACAAAGGGAAUCCCCUUAAAUCUGGGAGCACGUUAGUUCGUGUUAAUAUUCAGGACUCCAAUGACAAUAGCCCCAAGUUUGAGGACGGCACUCCCACUGUGGAGCUUUCUGAGGACACAGCUCUUGGGACAACCAUCAUCAACGUCAAGGCCACCGAUCCGGACCAGGGGGCCAAUGGGGAAGUGGAGUAUUCGCUCAGUAAACACAAUCAUCAGAACGUUCAGAAACUUUUCUUUGUGGACCCACAAAGCGGAGCCGUGAGUCUCAGAGCACAUCUGGACUAUGAGGCCCAGACCUCUUAUGAAGUGAUUAUUCAGGCCCGUGAUCGUGGACCCAAUUCCAUCCCCUCGCACUGCAAACUGCACGUCAAGCUCACAGACAUUAACGAUAACGCACCAAGGAUACACAUGACCUGGACUCCACCCAACUCCCCUGUGGCGACCGUGCUCGAGGGAACCUCGGUGGACACUUUUCUUGCUCUGGUGAUGGUCUCUGAUGCAGAUUCAGGGGACAAUGGAAAAACGAUAGCAAGUAUACAGCAAGGAUCCGGCCCGUUCCGCCUCAAGAAGAUUCAUGGUGACAACUACAUGAUUGUAACCGACGGCAGCCUGGAUCGAGAGAAGGUUAUGCAGUACAACAUCUCGCUGCAUGCCCAGGAUUAUGGAGAUCCUCCUCUGUCUUGUGUAAAACAAUUGCCCGUCCUUGUUCUGGAUGAGAAUGACAAUGCCCCGGUGUUCUCCACCUCCUUGUAUAAGGCCACUGUCAAGGAGAACAACGACGUAGGCUACCACGCUCUUAAGGUCGAAGCCAACGAUGUCGACCUGAAACUCAGUGGAAGAGUCUCCUACUUCAUUCACAGCCCCAAAGACCUGGACAGUGACACAGACAUUUUCAACAUCCACUCGAGCAGUGGUGUCAUAAGCAUCCGGCAGCCUCUGGACUACGAGGAAUCCAACACCUACACUUUCAUUGUGUUGGCUGUUGACCACGGUCAUCCGCCUCUCACCAGCACCGCCACCGUGCAGAUCGACGUGGAGGAUAUGAACGACAACUACCCGGUCAUCACGGAGCCGAAACCGAGAAACGACGUUGUGUCUUUAAAUGUGCCCGUCAACGCAGACAAAGGGGAGGUGGUGACUGAGCUGGGCAACAACAUGGAGGAGGCGUCGGCCAAUUUUAUAAUUAAUCAACCUGUCAGAGAAGGAAUUGUUGGAUUUAUGGCAUCAACCCUAAAAGCUGAAGACCCGGACUCAGGGCUCAACGGGGAAGUGCAGUACCUCCUUGCCCAAGGAAACCCCGACGGACUCUUCUGGUUGGACGAGGCUACGGGCCAACUCUUCGUUAACACCACCAACGCUACUGAGCUCAUUGGGAAAACCUUUAAAGUGGGCGUAGCUGUAUCAGACAUGGGUUCUCCCAGUCUGACCACCAAAGUGACUCUGGAGGUGACCUUCAUCAACCUCAAGGACCAUUUGAAGAACUCGUCACCUGGAAGCCGAGCACAGCUUAGUUUUACCAUGAUGCUCGCGAUCUGCCUGGGUGCUUCAUGCCUGCUGCUUCUGUUGGCCAUCGCUUUGGUGACGACCUUCUGCCGCCCCGAGAAACGAGACAACCGUGCCUACAACUGCAGACAGGCUGAGUCGACCUACACCCGCCAUCCUCGGCGGCCGCAGAAGAACAUCAGAAAGUCUGACAUUCAGCUAAUCCCCGUCAUCCGGGGGCGAAAGGAGGAGGUUCCUGAGGACGACAGUGAAUCCCAGCCACUGGCUCCACCUCCAGUGAUGUCAGAAGAUGUAGAAACUGAGAGGCAGUACACCUUAACGCCGUCAGCCAUGAACUCAAGCUUCCAUUCCCAAGGCUUCCCAGACGGGGACGCCACUCUACCUGUCACCCAUCACUGCAGAACCCUCCGGAAACCUGGGAACAUCGAACUGGAUGGCGCUCUGCCUCUGACUCCCGCCACAUCGUACAGAACUCUUCGGAAAUCCAGGAACACCUCGUCUUCCUCUUCAGUCUCACACUCAAGCACCUUGAAGCGACAGGCCCACCCUGAGGGGGAGGAGGCGGAGCCGGCUCGUUUGGGGUCCCAGGCGACUCUCAGGAGGCCGAGGACCUUGGAGGGACGAGGGGGUCACGAGGCAGAGCACCAGCGGAUGCUCCGGAACCUGGUUCGACUCUCCAUGGCUGCGUUUGGAGACUCGAUCGAGCUCUCGUCAGCUUCUCCAGAGGUGCAGCAGAUCUCCCAGCUCCUCUCCCUCCUCCGACAGGGUCAGCUGCAGCCGAAGACAAACUUCAGAGGGAACAAAUAUUCUCAUCGCAACGGCAGAUACGGGGGUCAGGACUGCUCUGAUUGGCAGAGCACCAAGGACAGUGGACACGGAGAGAGCGAGGCCGGAGACAUGGACUGGGAACCGGGACGAGACUCGCCCAUAGACCCUCAGCUGGAGGAGGGGCUCCACAACCUGCUCAACCACCCUGAUGACGUCUUCUCGGAGGUCACCGACCCGUCCUGGAUGGCGAGACUCUCUCUCCCGCUCGCAGGCGACUACCAUGACAACGUGUUUGUCCCCAACGGGCCUCCGUCCCCUGAAACUGAGCCUCUUCCACGGGACUGUCUGGACUCCUCGUCCUUCUCCACCUUCGGUAAAAGUCCAGAGAAGGACGGCCCACUGGGCGGGGCCCUCCUGUCCGAGGUCAGCACGCUGUUUGAAAUGCUGAUGACGCAGAAGGCCGACGCCCACCCGGGCCCCCGACCGGACGUCCUGUACCGACUCUCUGCGGCGUACCGACGCUCGCUGGGCCUGGACGGCAACGCCACGCCCGCUGCGGGAAACGCACCGAGGAACUCUGGGAACACGGAGAAGCGUCCGGGCCUCGCGGCGCCAUCAGGACUGUACCAUCAAAUAUAACUGAACACUGGAAAAGACUGACUGACGCAGAUUCACACGUUUCUAUGAUUAAUCUAUUUUUAGACGUUAACUGAAAAGUACUUGUGAUUUAAAACAGCUGCGGUUGUGUCAGCGUGCGUCGAUACGAUGACGAGACUCGAGGUCUGAAGAUAAAAACACUACGAACUUUCAGUUUGAUUUGUGAGACGCACGACACGACAUGCGAGGUUCGGUCAAACUCUCGCACAGUUGAACUCACUUCCCCAAACUUAGCGACUUUUUGUUUUUAACUGCAUGAGAUGAAAAACACGUUGAAGUGAAACGAGGACGUGAUGCGUCAGAUGAAAACAUGGAGGCCGCGGCAGCAGCCGCCUGUUCGAUGGCUCCUCCUCCUCAUAUCACAUGUUGUUGCUUUUUAUUUUAAUGUUUCAACAGCUUCAUAACUUCCUCUUCGACACUGUCAAUCAUGACCUUUGACUUUCCAUUAUUUAUACAGUGAGAACUGGAAUUUUUUAAAACUUUAACGGUGCUGAGAAGUGACUGAAAACCAAGAUGGCGUGAAGAAGAAAGACGUUUUUAUUGUCGUGUUCAGAGCAGAGGAUCCUGAGAGGAAGGAAUUCAAACAAAGGAAAAUAUGGGUAAUAAGUAUUGAUUAUAUAUAUAUGUGACUAAUGAGGGACUGAGGAGCAGGUGCCCAGGGGAGCGUGGAGAUCAGGUGACUUGCAGGUAGGCAGCUAGUGGACAGGUGGAGUUAGAGAGAAAGACAGAAUCUGGAGGAAUUUAAGAGACGUGACAAACGAUCAUUUCAGUCUGAUGAACUUUGGCUUUGGAUUUUGUUUCAUGUAAAAUUGGUGAGAACAGAAACUUCUCUGACUGAGGGACGGGAUGCUGGUGGUAUUUAAUCAUUAGCACAGACAGGAGACAGGAGACAGUGGCUCAAUGUCUUCAAGAGACAAGAGGACGUUUGUCCUGCGAUGCACAAAGACGACAUUUGUUUUUUAAUAUCAACGAAGCUCUGAGUGGUUUUCUACCUCAUCACUUCACAAAAUGGAGGAAGAACAGAUCAAAUCAAAGUCCUGAGGGAUGUAUCACUCCUCACGUGUUUUAUACUGAGCAUGAUGAGCGUUAUAAAGAUUUAAACAAUUAAUACGUUUCCAUAUUUCACGUGAUCCUGAGAUGUUUUGCUUUGGACCGAUGACACAGGAUGAGCUUCCUCACACGGUUCCUGUUUCUCAUUAUUAAUCGUGAAGCAUCAGACUCUUCAGUCCAGGUUUAAUUAACAGUGAAUUAAAGAUAUCGAGUCGUCUCUGGAUGAAGACAGAUUUAGUUCCAGGAUAUUUACUCAGGAAAAACAAAAAAACAAAAACAGGAAGUGAAGGGAGGAAGUUAGCAGGAACUUCAAUAAGAAAAAGAAACCAACUUUAAUGGUGAACCUGAAAGCAGAAAGAUGUCGGUUUCCUUGUUGUGGAUUCUUUCGACCACGAACACACUCAGAACUUCCCGUCUGAGUUUCUCUGGGACGUGUAGCAGGAUCGUGGUCGAUUCAUUUUGUCUGUCAGGAUGUUAAAUGCUCAGAUUUUGGUCAGAAGAGAAACAACCGGGAGGAAA
Molecule: messenger RNA, 5490 nt
Organism: Hippoglossus stenolepis (Pacific halibut)
Lineage: Eukaryota; Metazoa; Chordata; Actinopteri; Pleuronectiformes; Pleuronectidae
Gene: pcdh12
Product: protocadherin 12
Exons: 5
Coding region: 361-3903 (1180 amino acids)
Biological process (GO): homophilic cell-cell adhesion
Cellular component (GO): plasma membrane
Molecular function (GO): calcium ion binding
Source: RefSeq, a predicted model, not a curated record